CUGCUGCUGUGAGGAGGCUUCUGGGUGCGAAGCCAAUAGUAAUGAAGGAUGUAGAAGUGGUCUUCCUGACAGAGGUUUAGAAGUAGGACAACAAAACAGGAUGUUGACGCGCUGCCGUUAGACGCGACGCCACGCCACGCCACCCGACAACCCGCUUGCUUAGUAUUUCUGUUGCCUAGAUUUUAAUAUGGAGGCAGACACGGUAAUCCCUAUCUGGCAGAACAAGCCUCAUGGUUCUGCCCGUAGUGUGGUCAGAAGAAUUGGAUCAACUUUACCUUUGAAGCCAUGUCAGCGAGCCUGCUUUGAGGCUCUGCCAGGACUGCCUCCUUUACCAGAAACUGAUUAUCCCAUGGUUCCCACUCUUGCAGACAUUGCAUGGAUAGCUGCCGAUGAGGAGGAGACUUAUGCUAGAGUUCGGAGUGAUACCCGUCCUUUGAGGCAUGAGUGGCGCCCAACUCCCUUGCUUGUCCUACAAAGGAAUUCCUCAGUGCCUAAUUUUAGGCGUGAAGGGAAACGCGUUGAAGGACUGAAGAAGCCUGGUCUGACAGCCUUAAACCGAACUACUGCACUGCAGGAAGAGCUCAGCAGGCUACGCGCUCAAAUUGCUAAGAUUGUGGUAGCAGACACUGGCUCUGCUCCCCUCACACCAGAUCUCCUGUCCCCUGAUGAUACAAGCAUGACAUUUUCUGUGGCCCCUUUUGAACCUUCUAUUCAGUCGGGUGCCUCUUUUGUAAUCAGCGAUAUUACAGAGGAAGUGGCUGAGCUUGAAUUUGACCCUCCUCAAUUUGCCAUGAACACAUCAACAACAUUUGAAAUGGAUCAACCUAGCCUAGACUGUGAGGAGAAGGAUGAUGACACAGUAUCCCUGUCUAAAUCUACUAGUUAUGCUGAUGUCAUGGAUAUCCUCAAGGAUAUGAAUCGUAGGAAGUUGAGUAAAGACAGGUUUUUACGUGGAUGUAGCUCUCCACAUGAUGAGGAUUCUGCAUCACUUAUCUCUGAAGCCCUUAGGAAGAAAUUUACUUUAAAAGAUGAUGACCUUGCCACAAAAAAUAAUUGAUUCAUCACUAAUUUACCUCCAUUCCAGCCUCAACUAUGCCCUCCAAAUUUCCAUUUGAGGACAUCUUUAGUAGAAGACCACCACCAUGUUAACCAUCUUGUAAAGACAGUCAGGUCGGUGCCAUUAGACAUAAGUCAUGCCAGCAAACAUGUCAUCAGUGAUUAUAGAAGACAAAAUAUCAGCAACUUGGACAUUUUCUUAUGAGUCUAGUUUAUCACUGCAUAAAUGUUAAAAUUAGUGUUUUAAAACUGAUAUUUUAUUACGCUGUAUGUGCUACAUUGUUUAAAAUUGUAUAGUCUUUUUCUGUUAAUAUUGAAAGCAGUUUUUGUUCAGCUGUGAGUUGUAUUGAAUUUACUCUCUCCUGGCACCCAGUUAGGAGGCAGUGUAACAUCCGAAUAAUGGUUAACAGUCAUAAACAGCCUGCUAUAAUAAGUAGCAUGUUUAAAGAGCAUGUAUAAAGAUACCUCACUUAAUUCUCUGAUGUUGGUUAUCACUAUUGUGCGACAAGCUGACAAAUUCCCCAACCAGAAUGAGAAUAAUGUGGCAGUUUGGCACGUAAAAUGCAUCCUAUAAAGGGCUUUCAAGAGAGUGGGUCAAAAAAAUGAACUUAUAUGGGUUAUUUUGUAGUAAUUGUGUAAAUAUGCCAAAUCACUGUUGCCAUUUUUAUUUUAUUUUUUUUGUCUGAAAAUGUACAUCUGAGUCGUAGUGGCCAAAUGAGUGAGCCUGUAAAAAAUGAAGGAGGGGGGAAUGUUAUAGGUUUGAGUAUCCAGUUGAUAGGUAUACGUGUCUGUUUGAUUUUUUUUUUUUUCUCUCUCCAUCUAAAAAAUUAAAUACAAGCAAUAUUUAAAGCAACAUCUGACAUCCUUCAGUUGUAGGCAGAGCAGACGUAGUGUCAUUUGAGCCCCAGAAUUUCCCAUCCCUAAAUGACACCUGUAUUUUUUUCCCUUUUAUAUAUAACUAACUUUCUGCUGCUAGAAUGGUGAGCGACUAGUAUAUUACACUAUACAUCACUAAUUGUUGAUGAUAUAUAAUGUUUACUUCUGCUGUUGACAUUUACAGGGAUUAAAAAUAGAGUAAAAUACUGUUUGAAUAGAAACAGCGUCUGAAAAACAGGACAUCUUUAUAUAAAUAAAAGUUGUCUGAUUAUUUAACCUUGUGGAAAAGUAGGAAAUGCUGUUACAUCGUUUGUUUCCAAGGCAUUAUUGCCGAACUGCCUGGGAUUGUUUGUAAUACCCAGUCCUCCUGUGCCAUGGUGGUAAGAACUCUGGAGAUGUUUGUUCAUCUCUUUUCACACCUGUUGUUUACAGCAUUGAGCUGUACAGGAGAGUUCCGCUCCUUGGGGACAAAUACCAGGAUGCUUGCUGCUUAGUGGAACACAUGCUUGAAGUUCAGGUUUACUUGAAAUGUUUCUGCUAAAGAAAGUUAUGUACUUAGUAAAUAAAAAUGUUACCUUUUUUAUGUAAAA
Messenger RNA from Polypterus senegalus (gray bichir), 2522 nucleotides. RefSeq names its product mitochondrial fission regulator 1-like (gene mtfr1l). NCBI's taxonomy places the organism in Eukaryota, Metazoa, Chordata, Cladistia, Polypteriformes, Polypteridae. The coding region runs from base 188 to 1057 and encodes 289 amino acids. The record is from RefSeq and is a predicted model, not a curated record. Gene Ontology annotation, cellular component: mitochondrion. Gene Ontology annotation, biological process: aerobic respiration; mitochondrial fission. The transcript is spliced from 8 exons.